Penicillium brevicompactum is the source of this 1725-nucleotide messenger RNA. RefSeq lists its product as uncharacterized. The record is from RefSeq and is a predicted model, not a curated record. The coding region runs from base 1 to 1725 and encodes 574 amino acids. The transcript has a single exon. NCBI's taxonomy places the organism in Eukaryota, Fungi, Ascomycota, Eurotiomycetes, Eurotiales, Aspergillaceae.
AUGGAUUCAGAGUGGAAAUGGCUCGAAGACUUUUCCCCGGAGCUGCAGACUAAUUUGCUUGAUGCAUCUGUCACCACUCCCGAUUUGGAAUCUGCCCCAGAGCAGACCACCUCGGCCAGCAAUGCAGAUCUCUCAUCUCUUGCUGCCGGGCUCUACGAAGACACAGAAUCAAUUGGAUUAAAUGAAGGGCCAGUGUUUCACCCAAAGCUUGGGGUCUUUGAUAGUCCACUCGACUCUGGUGGUUUUUGGCCCAUGGCGGAAACCUUGGAUCAUCAGAACCCUGUGUCCAACAAAAGCAGAUCUGAGUUUUCCAGCACCGGAACGCAGCAUUCCUGGAAUAGAUCUCGGACAGAGAUCAGGAAUGAUGUCCCAGGCUUGCCUCGACGCCGAAGCCGCUACUCAACUCGGCGGCUGGGACAAUCUACCCCUCCAGUGCUCAUUUCGCCAAGGCCCCGGGCCCACGACACGCCGGAUCCAAUGCAGCGAUGGCAAGACUCUCCACCGGAGGACGAGCCAGCGUCUAUUUCAGCUAUCAUUGAUGCUAUCGAGUCGAGUGAAGGGCAAAGCCGUACAGACUACAAUGGAGCCGGCAACGAUGAGAGUGAAGCCCCGGGGCAUCCAGCAGACGCAUUUCAAGGAUAUCGAAACGCGCCUUCCUCAACCAGUGGUGAGAGCGGCGCUAGCAAAUCUUCCCGGAACUCCAUACAGUCAGAAAACUCUGGCUCUGGGUCAUCUAAAAAUUCGACUUCAUUGCGUCCACGGAGAUCUCGAACACGAGUUACGAAGCCGCGACAAAAUAAGGCUGGAAAGGAAGAGCGUCGGAUUUUCUGCUGCACAUUCUGCUGUGAUCGCUUCAAGAGCAAGUAUGACUGGGCGCGACACGAAAAGUCGUUGCAUUUGAACCUAGAGGCAUGGAUUUGCGCACCCUUUGGAGGAGCUGUCUUUUCCAUGACCACUCAACGCUCCCACUGUGCAUAUUGUCAUGCUUUGGAGCCCAAUGCGGAGCAUCUUGAAUCGCACAAUCAUAAGAGCUGUCAUGGGGACUCUACAGAGCCUCGUGUCUUCCGUCGGAAAGACCACCUGGUACAACAUCUACGACUGGUGCAUGAACUCCAAAUCAUGCCUCUCAUCGAUGACUGGAAAGUUGAAACGCCAGCAUUUACAUCGCGUUGUGGGUUUUGCGACCAAACAAUGAACAGCUGGGAAGAGAGAACCGACCACAUUGCCGCCCAUUACAAGCAAGGAUUGACCAUGCGCGAUUGGUAUGGCGAGCAUGACUUCCCGCCUUCUAUCGCUGCACAAGUGACGCACGCACUAUCGCCAUAUCUCAUCGGAGUCGAAUCCACUAGCAUGGUACCAUUCUCCGCGACCGACUCACGCACUCGAGAUCACUUCUUCCAAAUCUCUUCGAAUGCCGGAAUGGGACACGAACCAGCAGAGCCACAACAACCCCUCCAGUCACUUCCAGAGAGCUUCACAUCACAGUCCGAGAUAAGCUCGUUUGCGCAAAUUUUGACAAUGCAUUUAAGUCGCUACGCCCAAGAUCAGAUGAAACAAGGUAUUGUCCCUACAGAUGAUAUGUUCCAGCGGGUGGCAAGAAGACUACUUUAUGACUGCGAAGACAACUGGAACCAGACAGUCGCAGACAAUGGACAAUGGCUUUCGGCAUUCCGGCAACUGCACUGCCUGCCCGAGCCAAGCGAUCAACCGGCACAGAGUUUGUGA